Branchiostoma floridae (Florida lancelet) is the source of this 3644-nucleotide messenger RNA. Its product is annotated as hydroxysteroid 11-beta-dehydrogenase 1-like protein. The record is from RefSeq and is a predicted model, not a curated record. The transcript is spliced from 8 exons. Gene Ontology annotation, molecular function: oxidoreductase activity. The coding region runs from base 1147 to 2064 and encodes 305 amino acids. Lineage: Eukaryota; Metazoa; Chordata; Leptocardii; Amphioxiformes; Branchiostomatidae.
CCGGGAUCGGUGAACAGAUGGCGUAUCACUACGCCAGGUUUGGAGCCAGAGUUCUUAUUACGGCCAGGAGAGAAGCCAGACUGAAAGAGGAAAGAUUGGGAAUCCCUUGACCUCUUUCUACGCGGCCACCAAGUUUGGUCUGGACGGGUUUUUCGCUUCCUUGCGGCAGGAGUUGGUAAUGCAGGACAUCAACGUGUCUGUGACUUACUGUGUCCUCGGCUUUAUAGGCACAGAAACAUCACAGAAUUUCCUCGAGGAGUAUCAACUGAGCAAAGACAUCAUACCGUCCCCUCCCUCGGACUGUGCCAUGGCGAUCAUCAAGGGGGGAGCCACCCGGCAACGAGAAAUCUACUACCCAUGGAGGGACGCAUGGUUUGCCACCAAACUCAGGCCCUUUGUACCAGAUCUCGUAGACCAUGUGACAAGAAGUGUUUUCCCUCCACUGAAAGAAAAGUCACCUCUUUUUACAGUGGAUUAAAGCCAUUGGCGAUUGUACUUCUUGUUAGAGUAUGUGGCAAAUAUUAAGUUCUAUAAGUUGAUUUCAGAAUAAAUUGAACUGAAUUCCUCUGAGAGAUGAACAACCUUAGAGUAGAGUUACACCACCCGAUAUAUAUAUAAAUUUUAUAUGACCUCUAGCUCUGUCCAUACACAACCCUCUUCCAAUCUGUUAAUCAAAGUCUUGUACUAAGACUAGUUUCGACCUCUGACUAAUACCCUAAGCUCCUUAAGUAUUUGCCAUGUUUUAACUAUUGCUAAUAUAAGUUUGUUUGUUUGCUUUGUAAAAGAAAUUUAGACUGUAUGCUUAUGUGGGUAGUUUUUUUAAGAAUAGACUCUGACAGCAUAAAACCCACACAUUCUACGUACUUUACGUUAAACGGCGGAUUAACAUCAAGUUUACACUGUCACCAACGGUGUAAAGAUACUGUCAGUGUUUUGAACGCUGCGAACUGGAGUAAAUGGGAUGAGCCCUAGGUUAUAAAGGUCAAAGUUAAAAGUUCGCGAAAACAAAAGACGUUCGAGCGGACUUCGACUUUUGACCUCUGACAAGAGCGUCUUGUCUGUUACCGUCUGCUGGACGGAGUGCAGUGGGCGUUUCGUACUGUGUGUUUCUCACAGUCUGCUCAAGGCACAGAGAAAACUCUGAAUAUGGGGAAACUAGGGUGGACUCUGGCUCUUCUCUUUGCCGUACUGGUGGGGUACAUCUGGUAUGAACCCGCUUUUGAUCCAGAAUCUCUGAGGGGAGCCCGAGUCGUGGUGACAGGCUGCAGUACCGGGAUCGGUGAACAGAUGGCGUAUCACUACGCCAGGUUAGGAGCCAGAGUUCUCAUCACGGCCAGGAGAGAGGCCAGACUGAAAGAGGUUGUAGCUAAGAUGAAGGACCUGGGAGCCCAGGAAGCCAUCUAUGUAGCAGGAGACAUGGGGAAACCAGAGGACUGUGAGAGGACCAUCCAAACAGCCAAGGAAAAAUUUGGUGGUCUGGACUAUCUAGUCCUAAACCACUUAGGAACGAGCCACAAGAGCAAGAAGGCCUUUCUUUGGGACGGUGACAUGGAAUUCCUUCAUGACCAUGUGAUGAUCAACUACUACAGCUACAUCCGGCUGGCUUCACUGGCACUGCCUCUACUUCACAAGACUAACGGCAGUCUGGUGGUUGUUGGCUCGGUUGCCGGAAAGAUUGGGCAUCCCUUCUCAGCUUUCUACGCGGCCACCAAGUUUGGUCUGGACGGAUUUUUCACCUCCUUGCGACAGGAGCUGGUAAUGCAGGAUAUCAACGUGUCUGUGACGUACUGUGUCCUCGGAUUUAUAGGCACAGAACCAUCACAGAAGUUCCAAGAGACGUUUCAGAUGAGCAAAGACAUCAAGCCGUCCCCUCCCUCGGACUGUGCCAUGGCGAUCAUCAAGGGGGGAGCCACCCGACAAAGAGAAAUCUACUACCCGUGGAGGGACGCGUGGUUUGUCACCAAACUCAGGCCUCUCGUACCAGAUCUCUUAGACUAUAUGACAAGAAGCAUUUAUCCUCCUCUGAAAGAAAAAUCACCUCUUUUUACAGUGGAUGAGCAUUGAAGUUUGUACUGCUUGCUUGAGUAUUUGGCAUAGAUUGUAAAUAUAUAUAUCACAAGUGAACUCGCAUGGUCUUAAAGAUAUGUAUUGUACGAUCUGACGUAUCAAAACAUAAAAACACACUGUUUUUGCCGGUGCGUAGCACCAGCUUUGAAUCGAGAGAAGCGGUUCUUUCAAGCCGUCGUUUGGUUUGCAUGGAUGAUCAAGCCUUUCUUACCAUGCCUCUCCUUCGUCGAACCUUUUAAAACUCCCUUCAUGGCAUGUUAUAACAAAUGUGGCCUUCGGUAGAAAAGUAGUUAUAACUAGCUAUAUUAAACUCAAGUAUUAAAUAUUUAUAUGGUCAUAUUUAUCGGAGUAGAGUAGUACAUAAUCAAGUUUAUCGUAUCGAGUUAGAAUUUUGUGUCAGCUUUUCACAAAGUAGAGUUUACAAAAUGAUUUCCCUUAUAUGAAUAGAUUAUGUUAAUUGGCAUUAACGUCAAUGCUAGCUGCUGUUUGUUGGACCGCAGCAAAAGGCCUGUUCAAAGGGACACGAAAAAUCGCAAUAACUGAUAUAUCAGCUGUCAAUAUUUGCAUUUCAUUCUUUAAACAUAAAUCGUUCAAUAGAUUCUAGUUGUUAAGCUAGAAAUGCCUGAAAUGUGAAUGAUGUAAAUAAGUUGAAAACUACUUGGAGAAUAUUCAGAAUUUUGCAGUUUUGGCUCAAAACCUGUACAAUACACACAUGUAAAACUUCGCUCUUGUAAACAGAAACAUGUUUCCAAAUAAAAGACAAGUACAAAAACAAAAGAAUCUUAUUGUCAACUCAAUCUUUCACCUUUUUGUUAUGAAGUCAGGUAUAAGUGCUGGUAUAAAAAUAUACCUUCACACUUUUGCGGGAAAAUCUAUUGUAGAAGUUGCAUUGAAUUCUAAAUUAAUUUACCGUACUUGGACAGUGUCUUUGAUGAUUGUAUACUAGUAUUUCAGCUUCACAAACUCGACAGCUGUUUAAUUGGCGAUGCUAAUUAGUUACCACAAAAAUGGACCAUUUUUUUAAUCAUAUGGAAGCAGACAAGAGUUUAACCUUUCUUCUAUUUCCAUGUAAGGCUUUCUCCAGGACCCGUCUGAAUGUUGAUUUCACAAUGAAUUGAAUUGAUUUCCACUGAGAGAUUAACGUUACAAACGUGGUUGCAUUUGCAUAGUGAACCUCCUUGAUUGAUCCAAUGGCUGUCCAAUUUUGCUAUAGAAACGUAUCAAUUUUUUAUAGCAGGUUGGGUAAAUAUUAUUCUUGGUUUAUAUACAGAAGCGCGCAAAACUGGAGUUUUUGGAAGAAUAGACACCGACGUACCCGGACAUUAAAUGUCCCUUUCGACGGAUUACCAUCAAUUUUACAGAUACUUACGUUGCGAACUGGAGUAAAGAAAUAUUAAGGAGGUAAGAAUUACACGACCAGCUGACCCCUACUAAGGCAAAUUAGGCCAAAGUUGAAAGUUCGGGCAAACAAAAGAUGCUCGAGCUAGCGGACUUUGAUUCAGAGAUUUCUGACCCCUGACAAGGCGUCGCGUGUGUUACGGUGUCUGCUCAACGCACAGAGAAUACUCUGAAGUAUG